AGAGACGGACAAUAAAACGUCUAACGGAUCGAUCCACCCGGGUCAUCUCUCACUUCCAGACUCGGUGCACCGAGGGCACAGGCCGAACCGGGACUGUGGUCCGUUAAAUUGGACCGUUGAGCGUGUCCAAACCGCCACUUGAUGGGAGUUUAAGGCGCAUUUUCUUCUCGUUUCAGCCGCGAUGGAAGCGGAAAGACCGCCCUGUUCCCAGAGGUGCUCCCAGUGAAAAGAGAAAAUCCAGAUCUUUCAUGGUUGUUUCCCUCCACUGCUGCUCACAACAUGAUCAAGAGUUUCAUCCAGCAGGAGGCCUGAGGAGUUAACAUUUUACAGGAUCACAGACCUUUAUUUUUUUGUUCAUUUCUGCCUCAGAGAUGCCCGGCGGCGGGAGGAAACUUUCCUUGCAGGAUUUUAUUGGUGAUAAAUGUGAAUCAGGUCAAACGAGGGGGCAGAAAACGCUCGGCUGACGAACAAGCCCGAGCAGUCGGACUCUUUUUUUGGAUGUCGUUCACCCACGAGGCCUUUCUCCCGCCCGGACCACGUCACAGAUAGCAGCCAAUGUCGGCCGAAAACAGCCCGCCACCGCCGCCACCGGCCUCACCGCGGUCUUUCCCCGUCCUCCCUCAACAUGUGGCCCCGCCCACUCCAUCGCCGUCACCCAGCCCACCUGCCACCCUCUGCAGCCGGCUGUCUGACGGCAGCCAGACGGCCCCCAGCCCCACAAACUCACGGGGAUCCAUCCACGGCGUCUCCUUCCUGCUCCAGAUUGGACUCACCAGGGAGACGGUCACCCUCGACCCCGGAGAGCACUCGCUAUCUGCUGUCAGGGAGCUCGUCUGCUCCAUCGUGGACCAGAAGUUCCCUGAAUGUGGAUUUUUCGGGAUGUACGACAAGAUCCUUCUCUUCCGUCACGACCUGAACUCAGACAACAUCCUGCAGCGGCUGAUGUCAGCGGAGGAGAUCCAUGAGGGCGACCUGGUCGAGGUGGUGCUCUCUGCUCUGGCCACGGCCGAGGAUUUCCAGAUCCGACCUCACACGCUCUACGUUCACUCCUACAAGGCCCCGGCCUUCUGCGACGACUGUGGGGAGAUGCUGUGGGGGCUCGUCAGACAGGGACUCAAGUGUGAAGGAUGUGGACUGAACUACCACAAACGAUGUGCGUUCAAGAUCCCCAACAACUGCAGCGGCGUGAGGAAGAGGCGGCUGUCCAACGUGUCCCUGCCGGGCGCCGUAAUGUCCGUCGCUCGACCACCUUCCACUGAGUUCACCCCGGCGCCGCAGGAGGAGCAGCGCCCCCUCCUGGGUGCCGGGAAGCGUAACUCCCUGCUGAGCGGUCGACCCAUCUGGAUGGAGAAGAUGGUCCUGGGGCGGGUCAAAGUCCCUCACACCUUCUCCGUCCACACCUACACUCGCCCCACCAUCUGCCAGUUCUGCAAGCGCCUGCUGAAGGGACUCUUCCGCCAGGGGAUGCAGUGCAAAGAUUGUAAAUUUAACUGCCAUAAGAGAUGUGCAGCCAAAGUUCCUCGCGACUGCCUCGGUGAGGUCGACUUUAACGGAGAGCCGGCCAGUCCCAGUCUGGACUCCGAGGCCACGAUGGAGGUGGACAACUGUGACAUCAACAGCGACGGAGGCCACAGCAUGGACGAGCAGGACGAGCCGUCCACCCCCGAGGACAAGCUGUUCUUCAUCGAGGGUCCCUGCGUGGACGGCGAGAAAGACGACGAGACGCUCAGAGCCAUCAGCCCGUCCACCAGCAGUAACAUCCCUCUGAUGCGCGUGGUUCAGUCCAUCAAACACACCAAGAGGAAAAGCUCCACAGUGGUGAAGGAGGGCUGGAUGGUGCACUACACCAGCCGGGACAACCUGAGGAAGAGACAUUACUGGAGGCUGGACAGCAAGAGUCUGACUCUGUUUCAGAAUGAAAGUGGAGCCAAGUAUUACAAGGAGAUCCCGCUGUCCGAGAUCCUGCAGGUGGAGCCGGCGCAGGACUUCAGUAGCCUGCCUCAGGGCAGCAACCCGCACUGCUUCGAGGUGAUCACGGCCAACAUGGUGUACUAUGUCGGGGAGGACAACGGCGGCCUGUACCACAACCCCGUCCUGGCGGCGUCCGGUGUGGGGCGGGACGUGGGCCAGAGCUGGGAGAAGGCCAUCCGACAGGCGAUGAUGCCCGUCACGCCCAAGGCCAGUGUCGGCACGGGGCCGGGCCAGGGGAAGGACCACAAGGAUCUUUCUAUCAGCAUAUCAGUGUCCAACUCCCAGAUACAAGAAAAUGUGGAUAUCAGUUCAGUGUAUCAGAUCUUUGCUGACGAGGUCCUCGGCUCCGGACAGUUCGGGAUCGUCUACGGAGGUAAACACAGAAAGACGGGUAGAGACGUAGCGAUCAAAAUCAUUGAUAAAAUGAGGUUUCCCACCAAGCAGGAGAGUCAGCUGAGGAACGAGGUGGCCAUUCUCCAGAACCUCCACCACCCCGGUAUCGUUAACCUGGAGUGCAUGUUUGAGACGCCCGAACAGGUGUUUGUUGUCAUGGAGAAGCUUCACGGCGACAUGUUGGAGAUGAUUUUAUCCAGCGAGAAGAGUCGACUGCCCGAACGCCUCACCAAGUUCCUGGUCACACAGAUCCUGGUGGCCCUCAGACAUCUUCACUUCAAGAACAUCGUCCACUGUGACCUGAAGCCUGAGAACGUCCUCCUGGCCUCAGCAGAACCCUUUCCUCAGGUGAAGCUCUGUGACUUCGGCUUCGCUCGUAUCAUCGGGGAGAAGUCUUUCCGUCGCUCAGUCGUUGGCACUCCGGCGUAUUUGGCGCCUGAGGUUCUUCGCAGCAAAGGCUACAACCGAUCUCUGGACAUGUGGUCGGUCGGCGUCAUCAUCUACGUCAGUCUGAGCGGGACGUUUCCCUUCAAUGAGGACGAAGACAUCAACGACCAGAUCCAGAACGCCGCCUUCAUGUACCCACCCAACCCCUGGAAGGAGAUCUCAGAGGAAGCCACAGACCUGAUCAACAAUCUGCUGCAGGUGAAGAUGAGGAAGCGCUACAGCGUGGACAAAUCCCUGAGCCACCCCUGGCUGCAGGACUACCAGACCUGGCUGGACCUCCGGGAGUUUGAGACCCGCCGCCGCAAGCGCUACAUCACCCAUGAGAGUGACGACGCCCGCUGGGAGGAGUACGCAGACGAGAGAGGCCUGCACUACCCCAAACACUUCAUCAUGUCGCCCAACCUGGACGACAUGGAGGAAGACCCGUAGUGGCUGCGAGAGGGUCGACGUUUCCUGCAAUGAAGCGGCAGACCCCCCCUCCGAGGACUCCCUCAGCAGCUGCAGCGGAUGCUGUGGAGUCCAUGGUGACUGUGACCAUGGAGACCGUGAGCUAUCCCAUGGCGGCCUGUGAUAAAAGGAUUAAGAGGACACAUGGGUCAGGCAGCUCUACGAGGACACUGUGACAUCCUCACUGUGGAGACAAAUCAGGUCCAGAGACAUUUUUCACACAUUUUACCUUUUUCCUAUUUUUGCUACAAGCCAUAACAGACAGACUCAAUGAGCUGAAACCUGAAGAGAUUUAUUUUAUUUUUUCUCAGAUUCAAUAUUUAGUCUCUUAAAUAACUGUCUUCACUGCCAGUUGAGCCACAGAGGGGCUGGAUAAAAACCAAUCCAGAGACUUUAUACACUUUUUCAGCUCAAAUAGAAAAUUGUUAUUAUGUUGUUGUUACACUUCAGAUCUCUUAAAGCUGUGCAGGAAGUCUUUACACAUUUAAUUGAACACAGAAGAAACAAACACGUUAUGUCUUGAAGAUGAUCCGAUUAUAAUGUUGUUUUGUUGUUUCCUGGGAUGUCUUUGCACUAUUGGGAAAAUAUUUUAAAGGAGAAAUUAACUGAUAAUAACUUCUGGUUUGUUCAUCUGCAAAAGUCUAAAAAUUUCCUCUGGUUUCCGAGGUUUUUUCCGGAGAGAUUGAGUUGGACAAAGUCGACAGUCCGGCUGCUCCCUAGUUGAUUUGAAGAGUCUUAGUUGAUUGGUUGGAUGGUCUCAGGGAAAAAAAAUAACUCAUUCAGUCAACAUUGUUUACACCAUUGGUCUCUACAGUAAUGUAACCGAGCGUCUUGGGUUCAACUAACAAAUAAAUAAAACGAUAAAUGGGACACAGAGACGAUGAGCAGCAACAAGCAGGACUCUGCCAACAACUCACACUACAUUAAAUAUCAAAACACAAAGUGUGGGAUCAUUUUGAGAGGAUAAAGAACAACCCCAUGAAGGCAGCAUGCAAACGCUGCAGGCAAACAUUCACCAAACUCAAAUAAGGCUUAUCAUUUGAAACGUGUAUGUAGCCUAACGUUAGCCACUUAGCAUGGCUGCUCGCUCAAACGUUCUCUGUGCUUAUUAUUCUGACACAUUCAGAAUCCUUGAACCUUUUGCUGGUGUCGUUAACAGCUCGCUUUGUGCGUGCACUUAAAUAAGAGUUAUAUUUUAAAGGCUCAUUUGACAGUUUUGUAUCUCUCUGUGAUGUAGCACAGUGUUAGCAGUGUUACUUAUUACAUUCAUUCUCAGCUCUGGACUCUAGCUAUUUUCUCAUAACCCCCAAAAAUAUAUAUUUAAAUCAUUAAAUACGAUAAACAUGGAACAAAUAGUCAACCAUUGGCUUGAACUACCGACUGAUAGUCUUUGGUUGUCUAAAUCCAAAUUAGUGUCACAAUGAGGCUGAAAUGCACAUUAAAAAAUAGAGACAAUAGUCUUCUAACCUCACCACUAGUUGUGAUUCUGACAAUGGGUCACGCUAACUCACCACCUUCGUUGUAGAGAGUCAUUAAACAAUAGCUUUUUCACACACAAACAUUAGCAUGCUAAAUGUCAAAAUGUUUAAGACAGAUUUUGUCAUUUUUCCAACCUGGGUCUUUUUCUCACAAUUGCCGCCAUUUUGACUAUGGGUCAUGGUAACUUUGCUAACUUCUAACUUUCACCACCUCUGCUGUAGAGAUUCAGGAGACAUUACCACUUUCACAUUAACAUUAGCAUGCUAUCAUGCUAAAUAUCAAUAUGGUAAAGAAAAAUUCUGCUAUUUUUUAACCUGGAUAUUAUUUUUUAUAGUAGUAGCUACCUGGACUAUGAGUUAUGCUAACUUUGCACACAGCACCUUAAUUGUAGACAUUUAGUAAACAGACCAAAACAAAACAAGCAGCACAAACCUCUUAAAGCUAGCUUAAACUAGCCUUUUUGAUUAGCUUUUUUAGCUAAUUGCUCAGAGGUUUGCUUCCAGGGAAAUCAAACCGAGCGUGCUAACUUCUAACUCAGGAAAAUGUGUAAUUUAGCAUGUUAGAAUUUUAACAUGCUAACGUUUAGCAUCUUAGCAUUUAUCUGAAAGCACAGUUGAGGUCGGUGGGGAUUCGGUCAGGAAAAGUCAGGAUCUAAACCAAGUCUUUUGGAUUCAUCCUCUGGGGACCAUGAAUGUCUGAACCAAAUUUCACGUCAAUACAUCGACCCACAUUACCGUCACUAAAGCUGCUUAACGGGAAUUUAAAGUUUUUGCUCUAUUUCAAACAGAUGGGAUUAUUUGAAAAAGUCGUCACAGAAGUUUAGAUUCAGCUGUGGGAACAUUAUACUUUUGCAGAAAAACAAAUCCAGUUAUUUUCAGUGAUUCUUUCUUAAAUUUAGAUGAAGACGAGCUGAGAAUCGAGCUGCUAAUGUCUCUUUGUUUUUCUGUGGAAACCUGUCAAAAAAAAAAAAAA
Seriola dumerili (greater amberjack) is the source of this 5709-nucleotide messenger RNA. RefSeq names its product protein kinase D3. The record is from RefSeq and is a predicted model, not a curated record. The coding region runs from base 556 to 3240 and encodes 894 amino acids. Lineage: Eukaryota; Metazoa; Chordata; Actinopteri; Carangiformes; Carangidae. Gene Ontology annotation, molecular function: ATP binding; protein serine/threonine kinase activity. The transcript is spliced from 19 exons. Gene Ontology annotation, biological process: protein phosphorylation.